This is a messenger RNA of Quercus robur (English oak), 906 nucleotides long. Its product is annotated as cysteine-rich repeat secretory protein 38-like. NCBI's taxonomy places the organism in Eukaryota, Viridiplantae, Streptophyta, Magnoliopsida, Fagales, Fagaceae. The coding region runs from base 1 to 906 and encodes 301 amino acids. The transcript has a single exon. The record is from RefSeq and is a predicted model, not a curated record.
AUGUUUUCCCUGCACAACUCGAGAGCCUAUCUUUUAAUAUUAUCUGCAGUCUGUGCCCUUACUAGCUCCAUUCAUUCCCAGCCAACCUACAAUGACCACAUUUGUUUAGAUCAAUCGAAUGAAACCUCCAACACCAAUUACCAAUCCAAUCUCACGGUGCUGUUGAAGUCUUUAUCAUCCAAAGCUUCCCAAAACUACAGCUUCUACAACGAAAGCUCAAGUAUAGGCAUCUACGCCCUCUUCCUCUGCAGAGGUGAUGUUUCUAAUAGUACCUGCCAAAGCUGUGUAAGCUACGCCACCCGAAAUAUCACAACUCAAUGUCCAUCUAACAAAACUGCUAUCAUAUGGUUCGAUCAGUGCAUGUUACGCUACUCCGAUCUUAAUUUCUUUGGACAGACGCAGAUAUCGCCAAUGUCGCUCAUGUAUAAUACCCAGAAUACUACUUCACCCGAACUAACUAAUUUUUACGCACUCGGUCUAUUGUACGAUCUAAUAGAUCGUGCCAAGGUAACUGAUAUGCUGUUCAAGAGUGAUAGUCAGACAGUGCAGUUGAGUGAUGGGUCCAAGAUAAGUUAUGGGUUGGUGCAGUGUACAAGAGAUAUCGAUGGUCCUUCGUGCGGCCAGUGCUUAAGCUACUUGAUGGAUACAGCCGAGACAUGUUGCCAAGCCAAGAUAGGGUGGCGCAUUUUAGGCCCAAGUUGCUUUCUGAGGUAUGAGAACUACUCUUUCACCGAGCAAUCACCAGCAAAGCCACUGCCGCUGCCACCAGCCCAAUCUAUGCCUGCAGCAACACUGCCGCCGACUGUUAAUGGUAAGACAUGUAUAUUUGGUAUUUUCAUAGAAAUCCUCCCCGUUUGGUGCACAGGAUUCGAAUUGGAAUUAAAAAUUAGCGGAGGUCUUUUAUAA